CAGAAAAGGAAACCAGCUGUCGCCAGAGAUAACGAACGUUAUUGCCGCCGAUAAACGAUCUUGAUACCGGAUUCCGAAACAGAGGUGGACUCGGUUAUAUUUUGAAGAUUGCAGACAGAAGAGAAUAACAAAAUGAGUAAUGAAGAUUAUACAAGCAACGAAGGAAAGAGAAGAAGGGACGAGGACGAUGAGGGAGAAAUGUUUACAACAAGUAAGAAAGUAUUUCGAUCACCACAAAAACCCAGAUCAAGCAUCGUCAAAGAUGAUAAAAUGGAUCAAAUGAUGGAAAUGAUGCAGGUUAUGAUAAAGGAAAUGAGAGAAAUAAGAGAGGAACAGCGAAAUUACCAGAAAGAGAUGAAAAAGUUAAGAAAGGAAAAUGAAGACAUCAAGGAAGAAAACGAAAAACUUGAAACGGAAAUAAAGAUGAUAAACUCUAAACUAGAGAGUAUGGAUAGAGAUAAAAGGGGGAAUAACAUAGUCAUAAGUGGUCUAGAUAUAAAUGAUAUUCAACAAGAUUCAGUGGAAACCGAGAUGAAGAAUUUCUUCAAAAAGAACUUGGAGAUAGAACCUAAAUUCAAAGCAACCAGGAAAAUAGGCGUGAAAACUUAUGUAGUUGAGUUGGAGACUGAUUCUGAGAAAUUGAAGGUGAUGAAAAACAAGAGUAAAUUGAUGAAAAUUAGAGGGGAAAUAGUGUACAUCAACAACGAUAUGACGAAAGCACAAAGGGAAAUACAGAGAAAAUUGAGGACAUUUGGAAAGGAGGAGAAAAACGCAGGGAAGAAUGUUAAGGAAGGUUUUCAAAAAUUGAUCAUAGACAACGUGAGGUACAGAUGGAAUGAGGAGAGAGGAAAAAUAGAGAAAUCGCAACCAAAAAACUAG
This is a messenger RNA of Coccinella septempunctata (seven-spotted ladybird), 879 nucleotides long. Its product is annotated as probable inactive protein kinase DDB_G0270444. NCBI's taxonomy places the organism in Eukaryota, Metazoa, Arthropoda, Insecta, Coleoptera, Coccinellidae. Bases 133 to 879 code for a protein of 248 amino acids. The transcript has a single exon. The record is from RefSeq and is a predicted model, not a curated record.